This is a messenger RNA of Etheostoma spectabile (orangethroat darter), 1603 nucleotides long. RefSeq lists its product as uncharacterized. NCBI's taxonomy places the organism in Eukaryota, Metazoa, Chordata, Actinopteri, Perciformes, Percidae. Gene Ontology annotation, biological process: B cell differentiation; B cell receptor signaling pathway. Gene Ontology annotation, cellular component: B cell receptor complex; external side of plasma membrane. The transcript has 5 exons. The record is from RefSeq and is a predicted model, not a curated record. Bases 378 to 1157 code for a protein of 259 amino acids.
UGUGCCCCCCCCCAGCAGGAUGUACAUGUUUAGCAGUGAGGUAGCAGUAGCAGCCUGCUUUGAUGUUUUUUUUAAAAAGCAAUUGAAACAAUGGUGUCAGGUUAGAAUUCUCUUUUUAAAGCCUACACUAUUUUCCAUCUUCAGUUGUUGUUUAUGCAACCUCCACUACAGUCAGUAACCUCACCAUAGACUGUAUGAAACCAUUCCCUCCCCAGUCAGCACAAUUACAAAUUUCUCAGUAGAAGAAGAAAAAAACGAAAACUCCUCCCUCCCACCCACACAGACAGUUUUUUUGUGUCUAGCUCUGUCAUAUGUGGAGAAAUACAGCAGAGACAUGAGGAGUCUGAGGCGAAGGAGACCACCUCUUUUAUGAAACAAUGGAAAUGUGGUUGACUCUGCUGUUACUCACAGCCCUGGUGAUAUCUGAUCAAGCAUUUGUGAUUCUGGAUGGAUUGCGGAACAGUGUGAACGUUUCUUUUGGUGGCUCUGUGAUUUUUGAAUGCGGUUUGAAGACUGAGACCAAAAGCAGAUUUAGUGUAAAAUGGUAUUUCAACCCGUCUGGAUCUUCGUUCAAUGGAUCAAAGCCAUUCUGUGAAGAGAUCAUUAACAAAUCUGCAAAGUUCUCCACCCUGGGGUCUAAUCAGACAACGCAGGACCCGAGUAACAAAGAGCGAGACGCUCAACGUUGCAAUAUAUCAAAUGUAACGGAGCAGAACGACGGAUGGUACUUUUGCGAAGUCACAAUAGAUAUUCCCAUAUUAACCUAUAAUCACAGCAACGGAACGAAAUUAAUUAUUUCAAAGAGCAAGGAACAUACAACGCACCCGUCACUACCCCUAGUGACAGGCAAACAAGCUACCGUGUCUCCCACAGACAACUUCUCGCUGGAUGGCCACUGGAUGUGGAUCCUGUUGGGGGUAUCUACUUUCAUCCUGAUUGUCCUGCUGGUCCUGUGUGUCUUGCUGAGAAGAAGACUCCGCAGAAGCAGAGGAGAAGAUCCCAUCUAUGCAAACACUCGUCCUGUGGCCAACAAACAGCCUUCACCUCGGCCGGCGAUGCUGGUGGGCAACCUGAAGACGGCUUCUUCCUCUCAAAACCUCCACAACCCGAGUCCAGGCCGGAGAUACCACGAUGGCAAACAGAGAUACAAACAAUGAAGAUGUCAUGGACCUCACAACACCUCCUCACAUUUAGCCAUGGCCUUUACCUGCAGUCUAUUCACUGCGGUGCAGGUUCAAUGAACAGUCUUUUUAUUGUUAUAAUGAUUUAGAUUCAGAUGAUGAUGAUUCAGACAGAAGUGGAAAUGUGUAUACAGCCUUCUUCUCAAAUCUUUGCUGUAAAAUAAUUAGCUAUGAGCCACUAGGUGGCAGAUUGAGGCUAUCAAUAGGUACUUUCAAAAUGUUGUUACCCUUUUAUCUUUUCUUUUUAGUUUGUAUUUCAAUUCCUAAAAGUAUUAGAAAAUGUCGCCAACAGCAGCCUUUGUAUGGUGAACAAGCAAAAAGUGCUGUUGCAAAUUGUUAUUUCUAGUAUGACUUUCAUAUGGGAGUGACAUGUUAAUGGUUUUUUUCAACUGUGUGCAUAUUAUAGAUUUUAUAUUAAAAUG